Daphnia magna is the source of this 3110-nucleotide messenger RNA. RefSeq lists its product as uncharacterized. The coding region runs from base 693 to 2429 and encodes 578 amino acids. The record is from RefSeq and is a predicted model, not a curated record. Lineage: Eukaryota; Metazoa; Arthropoda; Branchiopoda; Diplostraca; Daphniidae. The transcript has 6 exons.
CGCACAGGGAUCACUAGACUCCCGUCCGCCAAGGCGUUCAGUCGCUUUGGCUUCUUCCGCCCAACCGGAUCUCCCCCGUUCUUCUCACCGCCGAGUCCAAUCUCUUUCUUCUGUAUAUUACCACACUCCGCAAUUGACGUUCAUUCUUGUUGUCGACGACCAUCCGCUUUUCAAAAAAAAAUCUUUAACAUCGUGCGUCAAAUUCAUCCAUGUUCGGCUGUUUUACGUUAACACGCACACAAAACAAAACGUGUUGGUGUUUAUUAGUUUUGCUCGACUGUCGUUCGUAUCCUAACCAACGAAACCUCUCAAGACACGCAGACAAGCGCCAGUGCGUUUUGCCCAUCAGUUGUCAAAACAUUUGGGAGCUUUUAUUUUUAUUUUUGCUCUACAUGUUCAUCUCCCGAAGCGGCCCGAAGUCAACAACAGAAGUCACUUGUUUUUUGACAUUUUGCGUGCGUGUCUGACGACUCGAGAGGAUCGUCUCAACAAAAGUGAUCCAGUGGUUUUUAUCGCCUCCAGUUCAACGCAACAACAAGAUCCAAAAAAAACAAAACAAAAACAAAAGAAAGUGUCUAGAAGUCGUGUUAGUUUUCAUUCUUUCCUUCUUCUGAGUGCAAAUUCUCAUACAUAAAAAGGCCGCGCAUUCUUGAAUUUCUUAAAAGAAAGGAAGAAAAAACAGCGAAAACAAAAUGGCGGUGCCUAGCGGCCAGCAACAGCAGGUGGUGGACGCUAAUAGAACGAAGAGGACGAGGGCCAAUCACGAGCCUGGACUGUACGAUCUGCCUAGUUUUUACAGUUCGGAUUACGUUGCCCGGACAGAGAUUCCAAUCGAGACGGGAGUGGAUCCAUCAGGCCGAACGAACGACGCAUCGUUCAGGACGACCACGACGGACGGCCCGUCUAAAGAAGACUCUGAAUCAGGUGGUCGUCAAGCAACAGACUCGUCUAACAACGCGGGACUUUAUCGCAAUAAGUGCGUCUCAUUCCUGGCGCUAGUUGCUGGACUAGCGGCUUUCGGUUGCUCUUUGGCCGCUCUGGCCGGCACCACCAACUGGGUCGACACGUGGGAACCGAUCGACUUGCCACCGACGCAAGACUGGCCGCUCUUAUUUGGAACGGGUUACGGCAGUUUGAUCCCCAGUCGUUCCAAAACAUCGACUCAAUCGAAAUCUUCGUCGUCCCUGACGACGAAAGCAACGGCCAGCGGUUUCGCCACCAGUCGUCCAGACCUGGCGGCGGCCAAAUCGAAUUGGGAGCGUUUGCCCAUCCACGCGAUGGAGAACGUGACGCUCAGUCCGUCGUUGUCAGCUGGAACGAGCCGGCCGACGACGACGGUAGCGCCCACGCGCCCUCCUCCCGUCGAAGAAGACGAUGAAUUCGAUUACGAUGAUGACGAUGAUUAUUACGCUCAAGACGAAGGCCGCCAGCCGAUGGAUGAUCAAGUUGUCAUGUUGCGUCACGAAGAACAAGACGAAGACGACGAGCAAGUUGGCGCCGACGGCCAGCAGCAGAUGAGGCGCACGUUGAUUGUCGUCUUCCACGUCGGACUGUUUCGUGCCUGUCCAGUUCUCAAGGGAGAACUGCCUUCCAGUGUCGUGUUGCCGAAUUUGCCGUGCGCACCGCUCGAAUACACCAACUGGCGGCCGUUGACUGGUCUCAGCUUCCGCUUAUGGAGGAACGUUGAAUACACACCUGAUUUCCUCAACAAACUCAGGUACGCUACACCUUGUUUUAUGCUGGGCACCUUUCUCGGAUUGGUGGCUGUCAUCAUCGCCAUUGGAGGACGUUGCACCGGCCCCGAUCGAACUCUCAUUUGCAGUUCAUUGCACAUUUUAGCAGGCUUGUCUCUCGGGAGCGGAUUGAUCAUUUUCGUCUCCGUCCUUCACGAAGAGUUCAGCCUGCCUUCGCUGCGAUCGUCGCGCCACUCUGGUGGGUGGCCAUCCGUCUCUUCAUCUCAGCGUUUCUAUAACGGAGACGCGGCAGUUGGGCCAGCUGCUGGAAGUGCUUUGUACUCGGACAGUAGGAGCUUAUUGACCGCUACGAUUGCGGCGCCGACAGGACAACAACAAUCAGCCGCUAGUAGCGGACUUGUCUCGGCCGCGCUCGUUCCAUCCUUCCGCUACGGUUGGUCGUUUUACGCGGCGCUGGCCGCUUUCGUCAGCUCCGAAUUGGCGGCCGCCGUUUACAUCAUUUUGCACACGCACAUAUUUAAAUGGGCCAGUCGGACUAGAGCGGCAGCGGAAGCCGCAGCCAUUUCAUCCGCUAAAUUGCUGAUGACAACUAACACGGGCCCAUCCUCUUGCGGGUCAUCUUCUAGUAAAGACAUCGGCAUCCAAACGUUCUCCGCUUUCUUCAGCCUCGCUUCUAAUGAUGAUGGAAAAGCGUUCGAUCGAAGCUCCGAGUCCGACGUCUUCAGCCAUUGCUGACGUCACGCACCAUCACAACCAACAAGUUGGUGUGGUUGGAAAUGAAGUUUUGUUCUUGAUCGCGGCACGGGGUAAGUGAGCAAGUUCAAGCGGAACGAUUGGCGGGAAUUCGCAUGUCGGGAUUGAUAAAAGCAUAACGCACGUGAGUGUAUACCCGAUAUAUAUUCACCCGAUAAUUGAAAAUACGCCAGCAGAUGAUCAAGGCCCCUUUUUCCCAUCAAAGGUUUCUCUCUCUUUCUCCCAUGUCUCGUUUUCCAAUUACUGAGCCGCCGCGCCCACUCUUCGUGUGUCUGUAAUGCCAACAUCUAAUCGUAUUUUCUUCCCUCUCGUUUCGCUUUUGAUUGACAAAGAGAACAAAAUAAAAAAGAAACCCCUGAAGCCGUUGCUGUGAUUGCCGGCCCUUCCCCUUCACGUCUGUAUUUUUGUAGCUUCCGAUUCGUUGCUUUCCUUCUCUAUUGAUCUCUUUCCCUUUUUUCUAUCUUUAUAGCUCCAACACUCUUCGAUAUAAAGAACAAAUCAAAGAGAACAAGAUUUCCCUUUUUCUUUUCACCAGCAAGUGAUAGACAAGAGGCGUUGAGUGUGUUGUAUAGCUGCAAAGGAUUUUUAUUUCAUUUUUUUUUGUCUUUUCCAAUUUGCGUUGAAAGUGUCUCUGAUUGAAAAAAAAAAUUACUGUCCUUUCAA